Ipomoea triloba (trilobed morning glory) is the source of this 2093-nucleotide messenger RNA. RefSeq names its product serine carboxypeptidase-like 40. Gene Ontology annotation, biological process: proteolysis. The transcript is spliced from 7 exons. Gene Ontology annotation, cellular component: vacuole. The record is from RefSeq and is a predicted model, not a curated record. Bases 111 to 1628 code for a protein of 505 amino acids. NCBI's taxonomy places the organism in Eukaryota, Viridiplantae, Streptophyta, Magnoliopsida, Solanales, Convolvulaceae. Gene Ontology annotation, molecular function: serine-type carboxypeptidase activity.
UGCAGGACUGUUUUGUUCUACGAAAAGACACUACAUGCUAUAAAUUAACCUCAAAAGGCUCCUUCCAUUUUUAUUUUAUCUCCCCAAAGCCCCUCAAAAGAACAAAGAGAAUGAAGACAACAACGUUGUUGUUGCCGCCGCUUGUCUUCUUCAUUCUCUUCUCUCUCUCGUCCCCCUCAGCAUUGUCUCUCCGCCAUGGAUCCCGGCAAAUCCGAGCUCUGACCCAACACUACAAGGCUAAACGGAGCAGCAAUUCCGGCAUUGACACCACCACCCACUUCACCUCUGAAAUUUACAGCGAACUCGAUUCUCUCAUCCUUCCCCAAGAAGGGCUCAAGGAGAAAGAUCGGAUCGAACGGUUGCCGGGGCAGCCGACGGUCCGGUUCGACCAGUACGGCGGCUAUGUCACCGUCGAUGAGGCCGCCGGACGAGCCUUCUUCUAUUACUUCGCUGAAGGGUACAGUAAGAAAGAGUCUUUGCCUCUCCUUCUCUGGCUUAAUGGAGGUCCUGGAUGUUCCUCUCUCGCCUAUGGGGCAAUGCAAGAACUGGGACCUUUCAGAGUCCUUAGCGAUGGCAAAACACUUUUCCAAAAUAAAUUUGCAUGGAAUCAUGGUGCAAAUGUGUUGUUCUUGGAGUCUCCGGCGGGCGUAGGGUUUUCCUACUCCAACACAACAUCAGAUUUUGAGAAAGGGGGAGACAAAAAAACAGCGAAAGAUAAUUACAUAUUCUUGUUGAAUUGGCUAGAAAGGUUUCCAGAAUACAAAGACAGGGAUUUCUACAUAGCUGGUGAGAGCUAUGCUGGGCACUAUGUGCCACAAUUGGCACACACCAUUCUUACUCACAACCUCCAUGCUAACAAGACCAUCAUCAACCUCAAAGGAAUCCUGAUCGGAAACGCAGUGGUGCAUGACGAGGAAGACUCUAAAGGGAUGUACCAAUACUUCGCGAGCCAUGCACUCAUCUCCGACGAAACAUUAGACCAAAUAUUGAAGUACUGCAGCUUUUCAGAGGGCAGUGAUGAUGACAAACAAUCAACGAAGUGCGGUGCGGCGAUGGAGAUAGUAGGUCACAACACUGGGGUAAUCGAUAUAUACAACAUAUAUGCUCCCUGGUGCAAAGAUACCAACCUCACCGCCAAGCCCAACAAGCCCUCUCUAGUGAUAGAUCCAUGCAGCGAUUACUAUGUUUACGCGUACCUGAAUCGCCCCGAUGUUCAGAAGGCACUCCAUGCCAAUGUUACCAAAAUGCAAUAUGAUUGGGAACCUUGCAGUGAUGUGCUCAGAGAUUGGGUAGACAGUGCAUUCACAGUAAUUCCAUUGAUAGAAGACUUGAUGUCAAAUGGAAUAAGAGUUUGGAUAUUUAGCGGUGACAUAGAUGGAAGGGUUCCUGUGACAUCAACAAAGAACUCGUUGAAGAAGAUGAAGGUGAGUCCAAAGAGCGAGUGGCAUCCAUGGUUCUUAGACGGAGAGGUUGGGGGAUAUGCACAGAAGUUCGAAAGAAAUCUGACAUUCGCAACAGUACGAGGAGCAGGGCAUCAAGUCCCAAGUUACCAGCCCGCAAGAGCCCUUUCACUGCUUUUGCAUUUCGUCUCAGGAACCGACCUACGCGAUUCUAGCAGACACUCAUAACUACCUCGAUCUCCAUUUAUCCAUUACACUCUUCAAUUCAUCUCCCAUCCAAUAUCACUAGUAAUAAUUUAUUCUUAGUCGUUGCUGCAAUUACUUCACAGAAGCCUCUAUUUCCAAUCGCAAAUAGCAUACAAAGAAGAUGAAAAAGAGGGAAUUCAACUCUACUCUUUCCCCGUGGCCAUAUAUAGAGAAGAGAAAGUGUUUUUAAUUUGGCCUUUUGCCGUUGUCAGUGUUUCGAAUAAAUGUCUUAAUUAAGACGACGUCGUUUCCGUUAGCUAGCUAGAUGUAAUGUUGACCGUUGCAACCUAGCCGCCUAAAGAAGAAGAAGGAGGUGGCAAAGGAUCUGCAUGGGACAUUAAUUACCUUAGCUUAGCUUGUUAGUUAAAAUGUUUUGUUGUUUUCCUUAAAUUUCCAUAGAUGGUAUAUUAUAUAUAUGCAUGCAGUCAAAUCCCUUUUCUCGUUUUC